AUGGAGAAGUUGAAGCUAUUAGAGAAAGUUAUGGUAGUACCAGAAAGACCUACAAACAGAAAAAGAAUUUUCCUGUCAAACAUAGAUCUGUCUCUUGUUGUAUACCAAGAAUCUGUUUCAUUUUUUGAUCCUCCAAAAAAUAAAAAGAGCUUUUCUGAAUCUUGCAAUAGCCUGUAUAAUGCACUAAGGCAAUUGCUAGUGCCUUAUGAUUUUUUUGCAGGACGGCUCGUGACAGCACUAGAAAAUGAUAAUCGGUUCCAGAUUGAGUGUAAUGGUGCUGGUGUUGUAGUUGCUGCUGCAAAAACUGACUCUGCUUUGAUCCAACUCGGCGAGCUUUUAGAACCGAAGCCUGAAUAUAGGCAAUUGGUUGCUUUCUUGCAUGAAGAGGGUGAAGAAGAAAUGAAAAUCCAAGAUAAGCCUCUUCUGUAUUUGCAGUUGACAGAAUUUGCAUGUGGAUGCCUAGCACUAGCUUCAAGGUACAACCAUUGUGUCGUGGACGGUAUUGCAGUUGGUGAGUUUCAGAAAAACUUAGCUGCCUUAACUCGAGGUGAUCAAAUAGUAAUGCUACCAAAUCCUGAUCGAGCACUUUUCAAAGCCAGAAAUCCGCCAGAAAUUACUCAUCCACACUAUGAGUACUCCACCGUAGUUGCUGAAGCCAUGAAAAUGGAGACUGCUGACUUGUUCACGGUUUGUGGAACAACAGGAGUCAAGUCCAUCAACAAUUGCUCAACUUAUAGUACCAAAACUAGAACUACUACUCGUUCAAUCCAUAUAUCUGCAAAACAAAUUUCCAUCUUGAAGAAGGCCGUUCUUCAAGAUGGCAACUUGGAAAAUUGCACUACUUUCCAAGUUGUGGCGGCGAAGAUAUGGAAAGCAAGAACUAUUGCAGUUAAAAUGAAAGAAGAGACAAAUACUACGAUGUUAUUUCCCGUAAAUGUUCGAAGAAUUAUUUCACCACCAGCACCAAGUGGGUUUGCUGGAAAUGCAUUGAUUCCUGGAUUUGCAAGGGUAAAAGUGAAGGAAGUGAAAGAAAGAGAGGUGUCUUAUUUGGUUAAGAAAGUGCAAGAAGGUGUAAAGAGAUUGGAUGAUGAGUAUGUGAGAUCUAGUAUAGAUUGGUUAGAGGUUUAUAAAGGUGUGCCAUGUAGAGAAAAUAGCUUUUCUUUAGUGGCAUGGUUUAGAUUGGGAUUAGAAGGAGAGGUGUUCUCUUGGGGGAAGAUUAAAUGUACUGCACCAGUUGUGGUUAAACCUGGUUUGGUUUUUCUUUUGCCUGGGACACUAGAGGAAGGUGGCAUUCAUGUUUGCCUAGAAUUGCCUGAUGAGGAAAUGAAUGAGUUUUGUAGAUUACUGAUGGAAUAA
Messenger RNA from Jatropha curcas, 1356 nucleotides. Its product is annotated as acyltransferase GLAUCE. Gene Ontology annotation, molecular function: acyltransferase activity, transferring groups other than amino-acyl groups. NCBI's taxonomy places the organism in Eukaryota, Viridiplantae, Streptophyta, Magnoliopsida, Malpighiales, Euphorbiaceae. The record is from RefSeq and is a predicted model, not a curated record.